UGGAGGUUUCGUGUGUUAUCCGCUAAAGAGAUCAUUUUCCUGGAAGAACUAUCGAGAAACAUCAUCAGCUCAAUCAAAAUGGCAGCAAUCAGGAUGACGACGACGAAGUAUUUUUCUGGGAUUCAGUGUCCACGAAGAAUCGUAAUUCGAAAAAUCAGAAUCACGCGCGUCAGCUGCAAGAACAGUUGGCACAAGCCACCGUGAGGAUACGUGACUUAGAAACCGAAUUGAAAUGCGUUCAGAAGGUGAACAAUGCCGCCUUAAAGGAUGAGCUGACUGACGGACAUCAGAAAGCUGAAUUUCUGCGAGCCAAGCAAGAUAUGGUGAAUCGUAUAAUACAAAUGGAAGAAAAGUCUCGAGAAGCCGAGAGGAACACAAGACGUAUAUGGAACACACCGGACGAAACGGCAUUGGUCAACGAUUUCCGUACGGUUUUGUCGAAAUUGAACUCACUGGAGAAGCUGGAUUUAGUACGGGCUGCGUUGAGAGCGCUGGAAACCGAGAACGAAAGGCAUAACAGCGAGACCGACAGACAAGAGAAGUUGGACUUCGAUGAAAAGUUCAAAAGACCGGAGGACACUGUUGCCCACGAGCCUGUCGCGGUGAAGUCUGGCUUCGAUGUGAAUUCGGAACACGAGAAACGUCACGACGGCAUUAUCGAGGCCUCGAGUAACAAAGAGUCGGAAUUGUACAAAAAGAUCGAGGAUCUUAAGGAAGAAAACAAAAGACUGUCUACGAACGUCGAAGAAUUGGAUCAGCAACACGAGGAAUCGAUUCAGAAACUGUUGUCCCUGAAGGAAGAAAUCGAGAAAAAGCAUCAGCGCCUUCAAAACGCUUACGAACAACUCUACGUAGACUAUAACCAGGCCCAGGAUAAGGUUGCCCACUUGGAAAGUACGCUAACGAAGUCCACUGCGCGCGUCGAAAUCGAAACAGCAUCCCAUUCCUCCCAAACUGUCCACUCAGGGAAUGUAGAUAGCGUCGUUCAAACAGAUGAUUCGAAAAUUGACGAGAAAGAAACCCCCGAAAACACGAUCGACGAGCUGACCGUCAAAUUGAACGAUAUUCUAAAGAACUGUCCUGUAGAACCGGAACAAGGAGCGUCGUUAUUCGAGACUGUCGCGAGGCAAUACGUCGACGCGAAAUGGAAGAAGGAUGUGUUGGAAAAGAAGGUGGCGGAGAUGAAUCGGGAGCUAAAAGAGGCCGAAGAAGUGAAGAACAAUUUACAAAUCGAGUGCGACGAUAUGCAAACGCACAUCGACUCGCUGUUGCUAGACAUUCAGGAUUUAAAAUUGAAUUUACCGUCCAUACCGGAGGCGAGCGAGGAACGUGUCGCCUCGCUGGAAUCGGAAACGGAGUCGUUGAACGAGGAGGUGAAACAUCUUCAGACGGAGAACGCGGCGCUGCGAAAGGAAAACGCGAAAUUAGGCGGAGCCGGUUUGAACGAGAGCGCACGAUUGGAGAAUAAUCAAGGAUAUUUAGGAGCCAGGAGUAAAAAAGUAACGAAAUUAGAGGACAUCCCGGAGUGUAUCGAAGAGACCGACAGCGGGACGGAGAGUCUGAAUCGCAGGCUGCACGCCACUCUGGACGAGAACGACGAGCUACGGAAGAAGAUCGACACGCUGGAAAACACGGACAGGGAGACGCAAGAACAGCUCAGAAUGUCGUUGGAAAAGUGUAAAGGCUUGGACGAGAAUAUCGAAUUUAUCGAGGAGCUGAAGCUCGAACUGCAGAACGUGAAACAAGAACUAAAGACGUCGACGUUUAAUACGAAACAGUUGGAGAGCAAUCUGACGCUUCUGCGAGAAGCCAAAAACGUAGUAGAAAACGAGAACGAGGAGCUGUUGCACAAGUACAAUGAACUGGAAACGGAGAUAUCGAAGUGGCGAGAAAUCGCUUUGGAGAAAGAGAACGACGACGUGUUGAAUAAUCUCGAAGAGCAGCUCAGCAAAGCCACCAGCGAGAGGGACGAUUUAGAGUAUGAUAUCCGGAAUAUGAGGAAAGAACUGGACGAUGCGUUCAGUCAAAUAAAUCUGAAGGAAAGUCACAUAGCGAAAUUGAAUCAGGAGAACGAGAACUUCAUGAAGGAGAAAAGUUCCCUCUUGGAACAAUUGGCUGCUAUUCAGGACGAAUCGAACGAUAAACUAGACUUGGUAAACACGGAGAAAACAUUGCUCGAGCAAGAACAGGCCGAAUUGAAGGAUGGAGUUGCGACCAAAGAGAAACAAUUGAGUGAAAUUACCGAACGAUUACGAGAGUCUGAAGAAAGAUACAUGAGAAUAGAGAAUGAAUUCUCUUGUCUGAGUAUGAAAGUCGAAGAGCUUCAAUUGGAAAAUACAAACCUCCAGAAUGAAAUAAGAAAACAAGCAGAACUAAAGAACGAAUUGGAACUGUCCAGAUCAACUAUCGAAAACCUCAGUUCCGUGCAAAAUGAGUACAACAAAUUAAUAAUCGACAUGGAAGCAUUACGUUUAAAAGAGAUGGAAUUAAUAAGCUUGCAAGGAAAUUGCUCUAAACUGAUGGAAGAAAACAACAGUUUAAGAACUUUAAAUCAAACCAUCCGGGAUAAGUGUAAACAAUUGGAACAAGAAGUGGUAACUUUGCAGAUGCAAACACGAGAAUUGUCUAAUCAUAUAAAUGAGAACGAGAUUCUGAAAAAUGAUAACGACAGAUUGAAGACUGAAAUAAUUGAAGCACAGAAAAAGUUACAAAUUACCGUCGAGAGUAACACAGAAUCCGCCGACAUGGGGAAGCAAACAAUAGAAAGCUUAUCUCAUCUGAUCAAAGAAAAAGAUGAAGAGAUUAAUAGUCUGAAAGCAUCGGUUGAUCUUGCCGAAAACAAUGCAGAGAUGUCGAACGAAUUUGCAACUAUGAAGAACGAAAGAGACGAGCUUGUAAAGCAUGUUACCAUAAAACACAAUGAAAGUCUGCAGUAUCACGCAGAAAUUCAGAGGUUGACCCAUCUCUUGAACGAGAAAGUCACGCAAAUUCAAAGCUUGAUAGCAGAACAGACGACCAAUUUAUCUAUAUUGUCGGAGAAGGACGCGGAACUGUUGUGGACAAAGAACGAAUUGCAGGUGGUCCAGCAACGUCUGAAGAACGUCGAGGAAUCGAACAGCAACGAAACCUGCGGUAUCGUGGAACAUUCCAAACUGUUGGCAGAAACUGCGAUUCUUAAUGAGAAAUGCAACGCGUUGGAGGCAGCGUUGAUUCAGGAACAAUCAAACAACAGGAUGAUGCAGCAUCAACUUAACGAAAGUCAGAACAAGGAGGCAAACGCUGCAAGAGAAUUGGAACGUUUACGGACGCAUUUAGUUGAAGUUGAAUCCAGUUACACAGAAGAAGCUUUGAUCGUUGAAGAGGCACGAAAGGAAUUGGAAGCAAUGUUACAGCAAGCUGAAGAAAAAAUGAAGAACAGUUCGACCGCGUACACGUCCGCUAGUAUCCGGGCGAAUCAACAAGUGGAGACGUUGCAACAACAAAUGGCCCUGAUCGUUCAACAAAGGGAUGAUAUACAGAACAAACUGUUUAGUGCUGAAGACAAAAUUCUAUCGCAGGCUGCAUCUCUAACUAACUUGCAAAUCGUCUUAGAACAGUUUCAACGAGAUAAAGAGAAAGAUAUUAGAUCAGCAACGGAGAGACUUCAAGCUAAGUUAAACGAAUCAUAUAAGAAACAAAAAGAAUUAACCAACGACGUUGCCAAUCUUAAGGAGCAAUUAGCUGAAGCUAAAGAGUGCUUACAAGCAGCAUCCAGAUUAAGCGAGCAGCUCGAUAAAAAAACAGAACGUAUUGAUCAACUGAAUGAAGAAGUGGACCGAUUGACGAAUCUUGUAAAUACUGCAGAUCAAAGAAUAGAAGAAGCAAAACAAAGUGGAGAGGGAAAAGUUGAUAAAACUCUCAUUAAAAACCUUCUAUUGGGUUACCUAACAUCAUCAGCAGCAGACAAGUCUUCGGUACUUAGAGUAUUUUCAACAAUUUUGGAUUUCGAUGAAGUGGAGAAAGAUAGAGCUCGUUUGAAUACCGCAGCCACUCAUAAUACUUGGUUUUCGCGUUUAAGUAGUGGUUCUAAUGUUCCUAACAAGGAUCAAGAAGCAUCCUUAUCGGCUGCAUUUGUGAGAUUUUUAGAAAGUGAAUCAAAACCUAAGCCACAGUUACCUGCACUACCUAUACAAACAUCGUCAUUGCCAAGACCUGGUCAUAGUAGACAGCAUUCGACAUCAUCAACACAAUCCACUUUGUUGCUAUCUAAUGUAAAUCUUCCAACAUUCCCAGACUUCGUUCCAGCUAGAAAUACAGGUUCUAUCUUAAAAGAAGUGCUGAAGGACAGCUGAUAUUAAAACUUUCAGUAUAUUAUAUGCUUUGUAAAUUUUUAGACUACAGUUGGAAGCAAUGUUUAAAAAAUUACAUUUAUUUACUGAAUUUCAU
Messenger RNA from Dufourea novaeangliae, 4425 nucleotides. Its product is annotated as thyroid receptor-interacting protein 11-like. Bases 321 to 4331 code for a protein of 1336 amino acids. NCBI's taxonomy places the organism in Eukaryota, Metazoa, Arthropoda, Insecta, Hymenoptera, Halictidae. Gene Ontology annotation, cellular component: Golgi apparatus. The transcript is spliced from 11 exons. Gene Ontology annotation, molecular function: small GTPase binding. Gene Ontology annotation, biological process: Golgi organization; endoplasmic reticulum to Golgi vesicle-mediated transport. The record is from RefSeq and is a predicted model, not a curated record.